Molecule: messenger RNA, 444 nt
Organism: Schistosoma mattheei
Lineage: Eukaryota; Metazoa; Platyhelminthes; Trematoda; Strigeidida; Schistosomatidae
Source: the annotation of a GenBank genome assembly
AUGAUGAUGAUGAUGAUGAUGAUGAUGAUGAUGAUGAUGAUGAUGAUGAUGAUGAUGAUGAUGAUGAUGAUGAUGAUGAUGAUGAUGAUGAUGAUGAUGAUGAUGAUGAUGAUGAUGAUGAUGAUGAUGAUGAUGAUGAUGAUGAUGAUGAUGAUGAUGAUGAUGAUGAUGAUGAUGAUGAUGAUGAUGAUGAUGAUGAUGAUGAUGAUGAUGAUGAUGAUGAUGAUGAUGAUGAUGAUGAUGAUGAUGAUGAUGAUGAUGAUGAUGAUGAUGAUGAUGAUGAUGAUGAUGAUGAUGAUGAUGAUGAUGAUGAUGAUGAUGAUGAUGAUGAUGAUGAUGAUGAUGAUGAUGAUGAUGAUGAUGAUGAUGAUGAUGAUGAUGAUGAUGAUGAUGAUGAUGAUGAUGAUGAUGAUGAUGACAGAAGAAUUAUCACGCAGAAUCUGA